GGUUAUAAUACAGACACAAGAUGGAUGAAUCCACAACUUAGCAGUUUACCUUUUGUACUGAAGUUUGUUUGUGUGUGGCUAAGAACCAGCAGACUAGUUAGCUCAGUUGGUUAGAUCUCCAUGCUAGUGUUUUGACUAUCUUGGGUUCAAGCCCCACACUUGGCACACUGUUCCUUCCAGGUUUUCUUUACCUGUGUCAGAAGUGAAAGUCAAGAGUGCCCAGAUCAGCCUAAAAGGUUUAUUAGGGGAGGAGUGGAGUCAGUGUGCAAGUAAUGCAGCAGGCUCCAGCAGCUGACCGGAACAAGGGGGCCAUUCUAGAAGUGCUUUUGAAGUACCUAGGGAACCCUGAAUCCUUUAUGGGAAAUGUGUUGGAGAUUGCUUCUGGAACCGGGCAGCAUGUAACUCAUUUUGCCCAGACUUACACGGCAGCCACAUUCCAACCCAGUGAUGUAGAACAGUCCCACGUUGACAGUAUAUCAGCGUAUAUAUCCCACUGCAAGCUAGGAAACGUCCAACAACCAUUAAAAAUUGACAUCACAGCUCCUGUGACGAGCUGGCCUGGUGACAUCACCGCAGGAAGCUAUGAUGUCAUCUACAACGCAAAUAUGGUGCACAUUUCUCCCUGGAGUACUGCAGUGGGCCUGUUUAACUUUGCUGGAUACUUACUGAAGGAAGGUGGAAUGUUAAUUACAUAUGGUCCGUAUGCUGAAAACGGAGUUUUGAAACCUGACAGCAAUGUACAGUUUGAUUCAUCGUUAAAAUCAAGGGAUCCAUCGUGGGGAAUAAGAGACAUUAAAGAUCUAGCUGAGCUUGGGAGGAAAAAUGGCAUCACACUUGUUGACAAGGUUGAAAUGCCAGCCAACAACAAGACGCUUAUUUGGAAAAAGACGUAGAUAUGUUCUCAAUGUCAGCUAUGUUUUGAAUUGCUGUAGAUUCAGCUUUUUACAUUAAUAAAAUAGUGUUUAUUCACCAAAGAUUUGAAAUAUCAGUGCAUCUUUUAAUUAAAUUAUUCCAAAUUUA
Molecule: messenger RNA, 1020 nt
Organism: Mya arenaria
Lineage: Eukaryota; Metazoa; Mollusca; Bivalvia; Myida; Myidae
Product: UPF0585 protein CG18661-like
Exons: 7
Coding region: 273-893 (206 amino acids)
Source: RefSeq, a predicted model, not a curated record